Molecule: messenger RNA, 4099 nt
Organism: Drosophila eugracilis
Lineage: Eukaryota; Metazoa; Arthropoda; Insecta; Diptera; Drosophilidae
Gene: Cul3
Product: cullin-3-A
Exons: 10
Coding region: 16-2823 (935 amino acids)
Biological process (GO): ubiquitin-dependent protein catabolic process; protein ubiquitination
Cellular component (GO): Cul3-RING ubiquitin ligase complex
Molecular function (GO): ubiquitin protein ligase binding
Source: RefSeq, a predicted model, not a curated record
CAGCGUAGCCCUCUCAUGCACGGGCGCGAUCCCCGCCAGCAGCAGCCGGAGCCACUCAACAACCUAAACGCCAAUGGCCGCUACCAAAAUCGUAUGGUGGCCGGCUCCAAUAACUUUAAUGGCGCGACCGUUGGCAAUAUGGACGCUGGUGCGACUUGCCGGAUUGCCCGGCACUCGGUUCUGGGACAGCAGCAACAGACACGGAAUCUAAACAUCAAUAUGUCCACCGUCUCCUCGGCGCAGCAGCAUCACCAAUCCCAGCAUCGAUCGUCUACACGAGAAGUAACUGUCCAGCGGCGAUCGUACUAUCUUGCCAAUGGAGGUGGUCGAGUGAGAACGGAGAGCAGAACUAAUACAGUACACCCGCCAACGCCAACGCCCAGUUCCGUGCAAGCAUCAGUCCCUGCUCCUUCCGCUGCUGUUAAAACAACACCUACAGCUACUCCUGCCGCUCCCCCAACCGCCGCUCCAUUGACUGCGGAAACUAUACGAAAGCGCAUUAAAGAAAUCGGACGGAUUUAUCCACUUUGGCUACCCGAGUACAAGCGAAGGGCCUUCAAUGCUUCUAUGGACGAAAAGUACGUGGAGACCAUUUGGGCCAGCUUAAAGAAUGCAAUCCAGGAGAUACAGAAAAAGAACAACUCCGGGCUGUCGUUUGAGCAGCUUUAUCGAAAUGCUUACAACAUGGUUCUGCACAAGCACGGCAAUAGAUUGUACUACGGCCUGAGGGAGGUUGUUUCAGAGCACUUAGAGCACAAGGUGCGGGCGGACGUCCUUGAGGCUCUUCACAGCAACUUUCUGCCCAAACUAAACCAGGCCUGGACAGACCACCAGACAUCCAUGGUGAUGAUUCGCGACAUACUCAUGUACAUGGACAGGGUCUAUGUACAGCAGCGUGAGGUGGACAACGUUUAUAAUCUGGGAUUGAUUUUGUUUAGGGAUCAGGUGGUUCGCUAUUCGGAGAUUCAAAAAGCCCUGCGGGAAAAAUUGCUAGGCAUGGUUAUGGAGGAGCGACAUGGCGAAGCCAUCAAUCAUCUGGCGAUAAAGAAUGCGUGCAGUAUGCUGAUCACAUUGGGUAUCAAUUCGCGCACUGUCUACGAAGAGGACUUUGAGAAACCCUUCCUUGCCCAGUCCGCAGCGUUUUACAAAUUCGAGUCGCAAAACUUUCUUGCCGAAAACAACGCUGGCGUUUACAUCAAGAAAGUGGAGGCGCGCAUCACGGAGGAAUCCUCACGGGCAGCGCUCUAUCUGGAUAAGGAUACUGAGCCACGCAUCGUUCGAGUUGUCGAGGAAGAACUGAUCAAAAAGCACAUGCGACCCAUUGUCGAAAUGGAAAACUCAGGCGUAGUGUAUAUGAUCAAGAAUUCGAAGACCGAAGAUCUGGCCUGCACAUAUAAGCUCUUCUCGCGCCUGAAGGAGGAGGGCCUCAAGGUAAUAGCGGAUACCAUGUCAGCCUAUCUGCGAGAGCAGGGACGCAUGCUGGUCAAGGAAGAGGAAAACGGCAAUACGAAUCCCAUCACCUUCGUGCAGAACUUGCUGGAUCUCAAGGAUCGUUUCGACCAGUUUCUGGUGCACUCGUUCGCCAACGAUCGCAUAUUCAAGAACGUCAUCUCGUCCGAUUUUGAGCAUUUCUUAAACCUGAACAACAAGUCACCGGAAUAUCUAUCGCUAUUCAUCGAUGACAAACUGAAAAAGGGCGGCAAGGGAAUGAGCGAACAGGAAAUCGAGUCCAUAUUGGACAAGACAAUGGUGCUCUUCCGUUUCCUAUUGGAGAAAGAUGUCUUUGAGCGCUAUUACAAGACGCAUUUAGCCAAGAGAUUGCUGCUAAACAAAUCAGUCUCAGAUGAUUUCGAGAAGAACAUGAUAUCCAAACUAAAGACUGAAUGCGGCUGUCAAUUCACCUCGAAGCUAGAGGGCAUGUUUAAGGACAUGUCAGUCUCCAAUACGAUCAUGGAUGAGUUUAAAAACUUUGUAAAUAAUAACAAUUUAUCCUUGGGCGGUGUGGAGUUAACGGUACGCAUACUAACCACCGGCUUCUGGCCCACACAGACAGCAACUCCCAACUGCAAUAUACCCGCCGCACCUCGCGAAGCCUUUGACAUUUUCAAGAAUUUCUAUCUAAACAAGCACUCAGGACGUCAGCUAACGCUACAGCCACAAAUGGGUACCGCUUAUAUUAACGCUGUGUUUUAUGGCCGCAAAGCAGCCGAAAGUGAAAAGGAUAAGGAUGCACCCAGCUCCAGUUCAAACGGGUGUUCAGUGCCCACCACCACUCGCAAGCACAUUCUGCAAGUGUCCACAUAUCAGAUGUGCGUGCUACUGCUAUUUAACAACCGCGACGUGCUUACCUAUGAUGACAUCCAUCAGGAGACGGAUAUACCGGAACGGGAACUGGUCCGAGCUCUGCAAUCGCUGUCUAUGGGCAAACCAGCACAACGUUUGCUAGUGCGCAAUUCCAAGACGAAAACCAAGGACAUUGAGCCAACGGAUGAGUUUUACGUGAACGACGCUUUUGUCUCCAAGUUCCACAGGGUGAAGAUUCAAACGGUAGCUGCCAAGGGUGAAUCAGAGCCAGAGCGAAAGGAGACGCGCGGCAAGGUAGACGAGGAUCGAAAGCACGAGAUAGAGGCAGCUAUUGUGCGCAUCAUGAAGGCGCGCAAGCGCAUGGCUCACAACUUGCUGGUGUCGGACGUGACGUCGCAGCUGAAGUCGCGCUUCUUGCCCUCGCCUGUGUUUAUCAAGAAGCGCAUUGAGGGCCUUAUAGAGCGCGAGUAUCUGCAACGAUCCCCUGAAGAUCGUAAAGUCUAUAACUACUUGGCCUAAACGGCACUCGCAGAGAAACAAGAGCAUCUUAAGCAAGAUCCAGAUCACACUUAUCUUCAAACCGCCAGGGCUAGGAUACAGAAAUCAUAGAAAACUGCAGCUCAGAUAGCAUUGCACCUGAGCACACAAGCAGCAUUGAUAUUUUUUGACCAAAAUAACAAAUGACCGCCAGCCAAUAACCCGAAUGCAUAAAUAUAUCAAUUAGUGAGCCCCGAAAUGUGAAAUUUCGUUUCGCAACCCAUUUUGUAAGCCUGACAUUCAAAAUUGAAAAGUUUAAAAUACUGUUGGAUAAGGCACUACCAUAAUUAUUAUCCCUCUAAUAUAUUUCUUGAUAUUCUCUAAUUACUGUUUAUGGUCAUUUCUUUGCGCAUAACAAGUGUAUAGCAGUAAGCCAAGCCACACACAUAAGCAACACCCCAUUAAGAGCCACAACCACACCACACACAUCCACCCACGAGAAUUGUACGCAAAGCAAAUUAAGAGAAAUAAUUCAUAAUGCAAGCCUAAUUGUAAGCAGCUGAGUAAAAGGUAAAGAAGCAACAACAGAAAUUUAAGCAAAAAGAAUAUUAAUAACUAUAAAUAUAGCUAAAGUAAUAAAUUUAUAAAUGAAUUAAUAAUUUUAGUGAGCGUUUGAUGUACAAUUUAUACGUCUGACCCCAAACCUAAUCCUUCUGCAAAAACAUUCAAGCCACGUUUUAAAAUUCAUGUGAACACAACUUAAAGAAUGCAAUUGAUUAUUCCUAUCUUUAUUUUUGAGUACGCCCAAAGCAAGUGUUUAACGUGAAGUGAUUAUGAUAAUCUGUAUGAAAGUUGUUUUAUCUAUUAGUUGAUAUGAUGUGGAAUCAAUUCCAAUUAUAUAAGCAACAGUUCUGUAAUGGAUUUGAAUUAAGUAGGACACAAAGAAUUCAUUUUGAAUAUAAAGCGUAACACAGUUUAUUGCCGAACAAAAGGAUGAGAACGCAUGCAAACACCAUCUAAACAUUGUAAAUACAUUUUGUUCUUACGUAUGAAAAAUCAAUAUAAAUAAAACGUAUAAUGAGCGUUAAAAUUUAACACAUAUGUUGUCUAUCUUUUAAAAUGGAUUUUAAAAUAUUUCCAAUGGAAUGCUUUUAUUCGCCUGUAAAAUAAAACUAAUUUGGUAACAUUUUGUAUCCACAAAAAUAUUGUUUUAUAUCGGUUCAUAAACUCUGAAUACAAUAUGACUUAUAUAAUUUUGGGAGUGUUCAAUUAAACCUGUAAUGCUUUUAUUUUCUAUUAAAUCGAAUUUUUAAACAAA